Rana temporaria (common frog) is the source of this 1674-nucleotide messenger RNA. It is a transcript of the gene ANP32B, whose product is annotated as acidic nuclear phosphoprotein 32 family member B. Gene Ontology annotation, biological process: regulation of apoptotic process. The transcript has 7 exons. Gene Ontology annotation, cellular component: nucleus. Gene Ontology annotation, molecular function: histone binding. Bases 277 to 1059 code for a protein of 260 amino acids. NCBI's taxonomy places the organism in Eukaryota, Metazoa, Chordata, Amphibia, Anura, Ranidae. The record is from RefSeq and is a predicted model, not a curated record.
CAUGGUUUCUCCUCCUCGCUCUUGUGAGUAACUUGGCGUUUGGUGUCAGCGGCUUCCACACGUUUCCUAUACAACAGAGGCGCUUACGCUCUUCUCUCCCUCCACACCUCGGGCUGCUGCUCUUUUUUUUUUUUUUUACAAGCGGAGCAGUGUGCAGCCCUCCCACCCCCACCCUGCCAAACUUUUAUUUCUCGCUUAGAUCACCUAGAGGAGAAAAAAGAGAGAGCUCGCUCUAUCCCAGAUCUGUAGACACAGCGACUGGUGAGGAGGAACGACAUGGACAUGAAAAAGAGAAUUCACCUGGAGCUGAGGAACAGGACGCCGUCUGAUGUGCGGGAACUAGUUUUGGACAACUGCAGGGCAAAAGAAGGCAAAAUCGAGGGUCUAACGGCAGAGUUUUCCAAUCUAGAGUUCCUCAGCCUUAUAAAUGUUAUGUUGAUGUCCGUUUCAAAUCUUCCAAAAUUACCGAAGUUAAAAAAGCUUGAACUAAGUGACAACAGGAUUUCUGGAGGUCUAGAUGUACUAGCAGAGAAGCUCCCAAACCUCACGCAUCUAAAUCUCAGCGGAAAUAAAUUAAAAGAUAUUAGCACCUUGGAACCUUUGAAAAAAUUGGAGCAUCUAAAGAGUCUUGACCUAUUCAACUGUGAAGUAACAAAUCUUAAUGACUACAGAGAAAGUGUAUUCAAACUCCUUCCUCAGCUGACUUAUCUGGAUGGAUAUGACAAAGAUGAUAAAGAAGCCCCAGAUUCGGAUGCAGAAGCUGAUGGGGAUGGUGUUGAUGAGGAGGAAGAAGAUGAAGAGGGCGAAGAAGAGGACGAUGAUGAAGAGGAAGAAGACGACGACAUAGAUGAGGAAGAAGAUGAGGAUGAGGAGGAAGAAGUGGGAGAGGAGGACGAUGAAGAUGCAAGUGAAGAUGAUGAUGAGGAAGUGCUUGGACACGAAGUAGGAGAUGAGGAAGAGGAUGACGAUGAGGAGGAGGAUGAUGAAGAAGAAGAAAUUGGAAAAGGAGAGAAGAGAAAGAGGGAUACAGACGAUGAGGGUGAUGAGGAGGAAGAUUAAAGUAAUUUGGGGAAAUUUGGGGGAAAAAAAGGACUUUAUUGGAUAUACAGUAUUGAUUGAACUGGCCCCAUUUGUGGAAUAUUGAAAAACAGGCUACAAAUUGUAACAAUGAAAACAAGCCCUAUAACUGAACACCCAAAAAGAGCCAAAGAGUCGUUACUGUGACAUUCCUACAGCCAAUAAACCCUACUGGAAGCUUACAUCAUGGUUUAUAGUUAAGUCUCAAAAAGAAAAAAAAAAAUAUAUAUAUAUACAGAGAUUAACAUAUAUAUAUAUUCUCAAAAUGUCCCGCUAAACAAACUGGGUCAAUGCUUUUACUAUUAUGUUGAGGUUCUUAAGGGUUAACAAGUUGAGGGUGUGAUUGGUGAGUCAUGAUUGUCAAUGGCUACCUAUUCGACAUUGGAGCACCGUUUUUACUUUCUGUACAACAAACAGCAAAAAGAGGAAAAAAAAAAUCUUUGUAAAUAAAAUCUUAACAUUUUUGGGUCUGUUUUUCAUGCUUUGCUUUUUUCCUAACAGUUCAAUAUUUUUUUACAGUAGGAUGUUUUUUGCGACAACUGCAGAUGAACUAUUUUUAAGAACAUGAGUGAAAUAAACAUGUUACUAUUUGGUAAA